AAGAAUCUUUCUUUGCAGAUGGAUUUAAUGGGCCCGGAUGAGAGCUGGAGUCUUUUCAAAAGUGUAGCAUUCUCAAGUGAAGCAUUACCAUAUGAGUUUGAGACUGUUGGAAAGCAAAUCGCAGAUGAAUGUCACGGGUUACCACUAACUAUUGUCGUGGUUGCUGGACUUCUCAAAUCUAAAAGGGCAAUAGAAGACUGGAGAAGUGUUGCGAAAGAUGUCAAGUCAUUCGUCACAAAUGAUCCUGAUGAAAGAUGUUCACGUGUGCUUGGGUUGAGUUACGAUCACUUGACUAGCGAUCUAAAAGCAUGUCUUCUGCAUUUCGGGAUUUUUCCAGAAGACAGUGAUAUUCCAGUGAAGAAUUUGAUGAGAAAAUGGAUGGCUGAGGGGUUUCUGAAGUUGGAAAAUGAUUUGGAAGGAGAGGCUGAGAAGUGUUUGCAAGAGCUUGUCGAUAGAUGUCUAGUUCUCGUCUGCAAGAAAAGCCGAGAUGGAACGAAAAUUAUAUCCUGUAAGGUUCAUGAUCUAAUAUAUGACCUGUGCCUGACAGAACUUCAAAGGGAGAACAUUUAUAUCAUGAACGACAUUGUGCUUGGCGUAUCAAAACGUGGAAAUCUCAGUAUGCAAAAAAUGCAGCCCUUUAAACGCGUGACUGGUGGUGAAAUUGAUUAUUGUCCCAAUGGUCUUUAUAGGGCUCUUCUUACACCUGUACAUCGUCUGUUGAGAGAUCAUGACAACAACGAUCUUUUGAAACGAACCCGUUCUAUUUUCUCGCUUCAUCUUUCAUUUUCUUCUCGUGUUCUCAAAUCAGAGCUUAUUCAUUUCAAAUUACUCAAAGUCUUGGAGUUGAGACAAAUAGAGAUUGAUAAUUUCCCUCUACAGAUACUAAGCCUCAUCUGGUUGAGCUACCUAUCAUUGCAAUGCCGUGAGAAUUUAGACAUACCUCCAGAAAUUUGCAGGUUAUGGAAUCUGCAGACAUUCAUUGUUCAAGAGGUGCAGACAUUCAUUGUUCGUGGUCCUAGUCGAAUAGUUAAAAUAACUUUUCCUGAGGAAAUUUGGGGACUAAUGCAAUUAAGGCAUCUCAAACUGCCCAGAUUUUAUUUGCCAGAUUGCCCAAGUGGAUCUGUUGACAAAGGAAGACUUUCAAACUUACAAACUAUUGCUUACUUGUCUUCACGUUGUUGCACGAAGGAGGUUAUUUUGGGGAUUCAAAAUGUCAAAAAAUUAGGAAUCGUACAAGAUGAGAAUGACUAUGGAUGUUUUCGGGACGCUGGACUUUUCAACAAUCUGCAUCAACUUGAAACAUUAAGUUUACAAUAUUUGUUUAAUAGGUUUUUUCCAGCAAGUGCAGAAGCUUUUCCAGCAACGCUCAAGAAGUUGAAGUUGAAAAGAGCUUUUCUAAGUUGGUCGUGCUUGGACAUCAUAGCUGAAUUGCCUAACCUUGAGGUGCUGAAGCUGAUGGCUGAUGCAUGUCAUGGAGAAGAAUGGUAUCCAAAUGUUGAGGGAUUUACUCGAUUGAAACUUUUGAUAAUCGUAUUUACUAAUCUCAAGUACUGGAAAGCCACAUAUGACAAUUUUCCUGUCCUUGAGAGCCUUGUGCUUAGACAUUGCCGUUGUUUGAAAGAGAUACCCAUUGAGUUUGCAGAAAUCAACUCGCUUCAACUGAUUGAGUUAACAGGGUGCCUUCCCGAACUUGGGGAAUCCGCUGCACGAAUUCAACAAGAACAAGAAGACCUUGGAAACAACCCCGUGGAUGUUCGUAUCUCCAAUCCAUG
Capsicum annuum is the source of this 1772-nucleotide messenger RNA. RefSeq names its product putative late blight resistance protein homolog R1B-16. Gene Ontology annotation, biological process: protein folding. The record is from RefSeq and is a predicted model, not a curated record. Lineage: Eukaryota; Viridiplantae; Streptophyta; Magnoliopsida; Solanales; Solanaceae. Gene Ontology annotation, molecular function: alpha-tubulin binding; ADP binding.